Spodoptera littoralis (African cotton leafworm) is the source of this 1509-nucleotide messenger RNA. The record is from the annotation of a GenBank genome assembly. Lineage: Eukaryota; Metazoa; Arthropoda; Insecta; Lepidoptera; Noctuidae.
AUGUUCGUGUAUUUAUUAGGAAUAAUUAUAUUUCUGUGCAUCAUCCACAUUUUGUUAAACUACAAUGAAAAAGCUCGAAUGAUUAGAAAAUUACCCGGGCCUAGAGAUGAUUUCAUUGUUGGUAAUGGAUGGACUGUCAUACGAUCGCCAGUUGAGACAAUGAAAAAUGGACGAGUGCUUGCCAGUCAAUUCGAUGGAAUCUUUCGAGUGUGGAUAUAUCCAUUUGGUGCAGUUUUUAUUUAUAAUCCUGAGGACAUUGAGAUAAUUAUGUCUAGUAUGAAGUACGGUGAUAAAAGUUCUAUCUACAAUUUCUUGAAACCUUGGCUACGAGACGGUUUACUCGUCAGUAACGGAGAAAAAUGGCAGACACGCAGGAAGAUUUUGACUCCAGCUUUCCACUUCAAUAUACUGAAGCAGUUCUGUGAGAUAUUAGAUGAGAACAGCGAGAGGUUCCUAGAAGUGCUGCAUCAGACUGCAGGGAAACCCAUCGAUGUGGUGCCUGUCCUCUCAGAGUUUACCCUUAACUCCAUCUGUGAAACUGCAAUGGGCACGCAAUUAAGGGACGAUAACAGCACUGCCAGAUCGUACAAACAAGCUAUUUACGACAUCGGAUCUGUAUUCUUUGACAGAUUUGUAAGAGUAUAUCUGUAUCCAGAUUUGAUAUUCAACCUAUCACCUUUGGGAAAAAAGCAAAAUAAACAUUUGAAAGUUGUGCACAGUUUUACUGAGAAUGUAAUAGAACAAAGAAGAGAAUACAUCGAGAAGAAUGGCAUCGACAUUAAUGAACAAAUUGAGGCUGAUGACGAUGACUCGUAUGUUUACAAGAAAAAGAAGAAAACUGCAAUGUUAGACUUACUUCUGUCCGCUCAGAAAGAAGGACAUAUUGAUAAGAUCGGCGUGCAAGAAGAAGUGGACACUUUUAUGUUUGAGGGUCAUGACACAACUGCUAGCGGCCUGACAUAUUGUUUUAUGUUACUCGCUAAUCAUAAGAAAAUUCAGGAUAAAAUUAUUCAAGAGCUAGAUGACAUAUUUGGUGAUGAGGACAGGCCCAUUAAGAUGGAAGAUUUAGCGAAGAUGAAAUAUUUAGAAUGUUGUAUCAAAGAGUCCUUGCGACUUUACCCCCCAGUACAUUUUAUUAGUCGUAGUUUGAAUGAGGACACAGUACUAAGUAAUUACACGAUACCAGCAGGGUCAUUUUGUCACAUUCUGAUCUUAGACCUGCAUUAUAGACCUGACUUAUUCAAGAACCCGAAAGAGUUUGACCCUGACAGGUUCCUACCGGAGAACAGUGUCGGCAGACAUCCAUACGCAUACAUUCCCUUUAGUGCUGGACCUAGAAACUGUAUAGGUCAAAAGUUUGCGAUGAUGGAAAUGAAGAUUGCGGUCGCGAAGGUGCUGAGGAAGUUCCACCUGUCCCCCGUCACGCGUCCCUGUGACAUCACAUUCACUGCUGACUUAGUACUCAGAAACGAUGGUCCAGUGCUCGUAAACUUUAUUAAACGAGAGUGA